Mesorhabditis belari is the source of this 591-nucleotide messenger RNA. The record is from the annotation of a GenBank genome assembly. NCBI's taxonomy places the organism in Eukaryota, Metazoa, Nematoda, Chromadorea, Rhabditida, Rhabditidae.
AUGAUGGCCAAACAGAUGCCCGGAUGGAUUGACGUGACUUUGGAUAAUGGAUACACGAAUAGUUAUCGAUACGGAUACGAGGGGAGAUUCGAUCUGCAGAGAGUGGCUCGAACGACAGCUUCCGAUUUGCUGCAAGUGAUGCGUUCCCAUCCAAUCCUUCAACCCCGCCGCGGUGCGCCCGACACAUCGAUCACUUCCGGAAACUUGAUGACCCCACCAAGCCGUGAACAACCAUUCCAUUCCGGCUUUGCACCAUUCGGACUUCGAUCGAUGAAACCAACCGCUGGCAAAACUCGAAUGCGCACCUCUGGACGCCCAAAUGCUCAACUCGGCUCUUCAGCGACUCAAUCAAACACAUCAUCUUCUAUUGGAAAGAAAUCCAUGUCAACAACUGAUCUCGUUGAUGAAAGAGCACGUGAAAGUGGGACAAGCAGUGCGGUUACUGUGGCCGCCACUGGACAAGCCGCUUCCGCUGAAAGCCUUCAACAUCAAACGCCUAGCUUGGAGAAUCUACUUAGAGGCUCACGAAUUUACCAAAUUGCUGAAAGAAAUGAGACGCUUGAGGGAAGAGCGCCAAUAACAGGACAGGGA